AUGACACGGCCAAAGAUGCCCGCACGUAAUAUUCCAUCAGAUAGAGCAAGUUCAUCAAAAAUACAAAUUGAACAUUUAUUAAAUGAGAUUUCUGUUGGAAAAAAACGGCUUAAAAAUGCAUGCACUCAGAAAAAACCUCAUAAAACCACUGUAUCCGUAAAAGAGUCUGUUAUAACAGAAAUUAAAAAAAGAGAAGAACUGUGUACAUCCGCGCCAUUACCUCAGAAUAUAUCUGUUAUACUUAAUACACUCAGCAGGGACAGGAAUGACUGGAGGUACAUGGCAGACCAACCUGUUCUGAGAGAGUGCACUACAACCAAAAUAAUAGACAUCAGGAAACCUGCACUAAAAAAGCAGCACAUAAAAUACGUAAAGUAUAAGGACGGAGUAAGCACAGAAAGUAUAAGUAAUAAUGAACUGUGUGCAAUAUGCCUACAUAAGUAUACAUCCAUUAAUAUAUGCGGAAUUCUUCGAUGUAAUCAUUUUUAUCAUAAAAAAUGCAUUAAUUCUCAUAUAUCCACUGCUGGGUACUGUCCUAUAUGUAGAAGAGAUGUAAUUAGUGGUCUAAUCAACCAAUGA
Molecule: messenger RNA, 579 nt
Organism: Nematocida parisii ERTm1
Lineage: Eukaryota; Fungi; Microsporidia
Exons: 1
Coding region: 1-579 (192 amino acids)
Source: RefSeq, a predicted model, not a curated record